AUGAAGACAGCCAUCACCGCAGCAAAGGAUCGUAAGAGAACUUAUUUACCCACCAUCAAGAAGUACAUUGUGGCCAACUGCAAGGUCGAUGUUGAGAAGCCCGGACCCAAUAUUCGUCUUGGAAUCGUACACGCGGUCCAGAACGAUGUCCUGGUUCGCGUUGGAAACAAGGGCAACGGCGCGUCUGGAAGCUUUAAGUUGAGUGAGAAGGUAGCUGAACACAUGCCUAAGGCUGUGAAAAAGCCCAAGGCACCAACGGUUAGGAAGGCUGAAACCCCGAAGCGGCCGAAAUUGACCAAGAAACCCGCUCAACCUGAGGCCAAGACCCAGUCAAAGCCUAAAGCUGUGAAGGCCAAGUAG
Echinostoma caproni is the source of this 360-nucleotide messenger RNA. The record is from the annotation of a GenBank genome assembly. NCBI's taxonomy places the organism in Eukaryota, Metazoa, Platyhelminthes, Trematoda, Plagiorchiida, Echinostomatidae.